This is a messenger RNA of Linum tenue, 1589 nucleotides long. The record is from the annotation of a GenBank genome assembly. Lineage: Eukaryota; Viridiplantae; Streptophyta; Magnoliopsida; Malpighiales; Linaceae.
AUGCAAUACUAUACGUUCUCAGGGAUAAUGGAUAUUGACGAGUUGUUUGAGACUUUCAACCUUAGAGCCGCCAUGGAUCGCACCAAGGACAAGAAACCAUCAUCUGUUGCCACUGCUGCUGCACACUACAAUUCUCGCCAAAGUCUUGCCUGGGAUAGCGCCUUCUUUACCAGCGCAGGAGUUCUGGAUGCGGAGGAACUGUCUAUGGUGAACAAAGGGUUCACGAACUCGGUUGCGAAAUCUGAACCUGAGACCUGGAGGUCCAUUGAAUCCAGCUCCACAGCGAACAGUGAGGGGAGCUCUCUUACUAGCCUUGAGCUUGACCUUUUCAGCGACAUCAAAGCUGCUGUUGGUCAAUUCCACAAUGGAGGUUCCUCGUCGGCAAAGCGAAAGGGAAUGCAAGAAGGAAAUGGUGGUUCCUCAUCAGGGAAGCCACCUAGGAGGAUGUCCAGCCGUGGAGUGAAUUCCACACUUUCAACUCAGAGUAAAAGAGCUUCCUCGAUGGGCAGCCAUGGUGCAAGUAAAGGGAAGAUGAAUGCAGUGAAAUCAGCCACACCAUUGAGAUCUCCAUCUUCAGUUCUUCCAGCUACUACGAGAAAUGGAUCGUCUGAACAAGUCAUCAUGAGAACUCCUCCGGGAAAGAGUUCCAGGAGAACUGUGGAGCCUCGCAUGGCAGCUGCAGUUCCUACCUUGAGAACUCCUUUGAAAUUCCUGGCUGGAAGCAAAAACGGAUCACUGAGUUCUUCUUCAGCUCACCUUUCUUCUUCGAGUUUCUCAUGGACACCCAAGGUGUCCCCUGCUAGUUCUAUUAGUGGAUUUUCCUCCUCAACGGAUCACUCCUUGAGGUCAACCAACCAGAGGCAUCACGUUUCUCCGGUUAAACCUUGUUUCGCAAGUGAAAGUCCAAGGCCAAGCUCCACAGCUCCCAGGACUAUGAAAAGGUUUACAGGAGGAGGCGCAACACCAAAGAACAUGCAAGCUUCUGGCCUCAGAAUGCCGUCACCAAAGCUUGGAUACUUUGAUUCAGAAAAUCCUAGUGGUUCAGCACCAAGGAGAGGGAACCUGAAGUCCAACUCUCAUGGACAAAACAAUUCUGCAAUGGCAACUGGCAGCAGCAGAAGUGGUAGUAGAACAAGCCUGGGGAAGCACCAUUUAAGUGAGAUUGUUGCCUUGUCUCUAGGUAGCAAAAUCGGUAGUAGCAAUGAACGGUGGGAGGAAUCCUUCAACAACAACGAUAACAUUAAGAAGAAGAGGUGCCUGAAGGAAGAUUCUAAGGUGGAGGCUGGAACUAGACAAGGAAAAGGAAGUAGUUGCAGCUGCAACAAGAGGCCUGGAAGCGACAAGGAAAAUAGUAUAGCAGCUAGUUUGGACAGUCAGGUUGAUCAACUUAGCAGGCAUCUUAAAGCCAUUCAUUUUCACAAAGGGUUUUCCCCAGUUUGGAAAUAGUAGGCAAGAUGCGUUAUGAGGGCUUAAAAUUCCUUGUUGCCCCAUCUUGGUUUUUUAGUUUGUUUGCAGCAGUUGACCGAUAGCUUGUCGGACAAUAACCAUAGAUGAUCUGUUUCUGUUUCCCUGGAUUCUAUUCCUUUUCA